CAAAUUUACUUUAAAUCUAAAGGCGGAAGACAAUGGCCAUUCAAAAACGGUAGCUAUGAAAUCAGAUGACAGUGUCUAUGACGAGCUAUGUCGCUGCAUAGAGUGUCACCAGGAGAUCAUAAGGCUUGUCAACUACAUGGGCAAGCUGAUGAGUCCCGUUGCCAUGACGCAGUUCAUGUCGGGCGUAAUGGUUGCCUGCUGGACGCUGUUCCAAGCCACAUACAGUCCUGAUGACACUACUGUUUACAAAUGCGCUGCUUGGCUUCCGACGCCCACUCUGCAAAUAUUUAUGUACUGCUGGGGAGGCCACAGCAUCAUGGAGAAGGCGGAGGAGCUGUCCCAGGCAGCAUACAACAGUGCGUGGGUGGACAGGGCGGCAAACUUCAAGAGCAGUAUGCGCGUCCUGAUGUGCCGCGGCCAGAAGCCACUGCUGCUCAACGCGGGGGGCAUCUACCCUGUCAACAGGGCCUCCUUCGUCUCGCUGAUGAAUGCGGCCUACUCUUACUACACGUUACUGCGUCAGUUGAACGGCCGUUGAAGUCCUGCGUGUCUACUGGCUCCCUUCGACGUUUCUGCACGCUGCACAGUAGUCACCGCUGACGGAAAACCACGCCUGGAGUGAGCACGAGCAUCCACCAAGAGCAGCACACGUGACACUGUACUGCUCUUUUGUUUCGAAAUACCACUGUUACGUUGCCAGCGACAUGCGACAU
Schistocerca nitens (vagrant locust) is the source of this 713-nucleotide messenger RNA. Its product is annotated as odorant receptor Or2-like. The transcript has 5 exons. Gene Ontology annotation, biological process: detection of chemical stimulus involved in sensory perception of smell; sensory perception of smell. Lineage: Eukaryota; Metazoa; Arthropoda; Insecta; Orthoptera; Acrididae. Gene Ontology annotation, cellular component: plasma membrane. Gene Ontology annotation, molecular function: olfactory receptor activity; odorant binding. The record is from RefSeq and is a predicted model, not a curated record. The coding region runs from base 56 to 538 and encodes 160 amino acids.